GCCUCACAUCUUUAUAAGAGAGCGUGCGUUAAGAGCGAGCAGAGUCCCGGGACCCAGCAGAUACCCUGAUCACAAGCCCUCUAAUUAUCCAUUCUCAACCUGAGAAACAUUAACACAUCUACAGCCAUGAGACUCAGUGUGCUCUUCUUCCUCGUGUUCCUGGGGUUCCUCUCCAUCACUUUGGCACAAGGUUCCUAUGAGGACUGCUGUCUGCGCUAUGUUAGCAGCAUAAGCUCACACAGGAUGAAAAAUGUGGUCAGCUACAGACAUCAGGUGCUGGAUGGGAGCUGCAACAUCCGGGCAGUUGUGUUCAAGAUGAGGAAAGGCAGAGUCUUCUGUGCGAACCCCAAAGUUAAAUGGGUGAAGAAACUGAUGGAUAGAGUUGACAAGCUGUCGAAGUAGGGUCAGAGAACGUGAGACAACAGAGGGUUCAGAAGACUAAUGUUCGGAUCUACAGUUUGAACCUGAGAGGAUGCCAGCACCCUCUGAUGUUUCUGUCCUGAGGUCUUGCUGUCUCGCUGUGGUUCCACCUGCUGUCUCAGACUCAGCUUUGGCGUACUGGCUACCCAGCAUGCAUUGCAGCCAGAUGUUAGCGGACUUUAUUUUGUAGCUCUUCCUGCAUUUUGUCCAAACUAUAAGCUGCUAAUAUCACCACUCUUUCCCAUGUUUCCUACACAACACUACUGUCCACUUCCUGCGGCCCAGUGGGCAGCGCCCGGAUCUGGGUGCACAUGUGAGAGUACGGAGGGCUGCAUGUGUAAGCUAUUAAGAGAUAAAGAAUGUCUGUAAUCGUUCACGCUUUUAUGGCCAGGAGCUUCGCGGUAGCUGAUAACGCUAUAGUCCAAUCGUGGGUGGAACAGUUUUGCAAUCAGAUCAAAUAUUGUUUUUCACCUGUUUCCUUAUGAGAUUAGCUGUAACGAGAGUGCGUCUUUCACUGGGAGUAACCUUUGAACUUGUAAGUAUUGUGUAUAUUGUUCUCUCUGCUUUGACGUUUGCCUCGCACAAGUUAAUUGUCGUAAUUAUUGUUAUAAUAAUGCUGAAUGCUGUUAUAAUUCUAUAUAACUUUAAAUUGUUAUUGUUUUUUUGAGGUACACUGAUAAAUGUACAGUUGAUACAAAAUAUUUUGCAAAAAUGCCAAAGAAGACCCAUUUUGGUCCCAACAAAAAUCUUCAGUUGGUACAUAAUCCAAAAAAAUAUUCAUAAAUCGCAUAAUUGUUCUCAGCAAUGCUCUUUAAUGAUGGAUCCAUGAUGGUCUUUUUCAAUUGAAAAAAACAAACUCUUAAAAACACUUUUUUUGUAAAAGAGAUAAAUGUAAAUGUGAUUAACUUUUAAAGCUUUAAAGGCUUUGCUCAAUUUAUGUUUUCAGCAGUCAAACUUUUGUAAAUGUCAUUUUAUUCACUUUUUAUAGCAACAAUAAGCCUGUAAAUGUUUAACUAUUGCACAUCUGAGUCACAUGGAAUUUGUCAAGGGAGUUUCCUUUGUCAUUUCAAUUACUACUUUUCAGAUGAACUAUUUUUGUAUUGCUUGUCAAUAUUUGUGUUUAUACUUCACUAAUAAAAGAUGGUGAGUUUCCUCUUA
Molecule: messenger RNA, 1578 nt
Organism: Astyanax mexicanus (Mexican tetra)
Lineage: Eukaryota; Metazoa; Chordata; Actinopteri; Characiformes; Acestrorhamphidae
Gene: ccl25a
Product: chemokine (C-C motif) ligand 25a
Exons: 5
Coding region: 127-402 (91 amino acids)
Biological process (GO): cellular response to type II interferon; chemokine-mediated signaling pathway; lymphocyte chemotaxis
Cellular component (GO): extracellular region
Molecular function (GO): CCR chemokine receptor binding; chemokine activity
Source: RefSeq, a predicted model, not a curated record